This is a messenger RNA of Corylus avellana, 854 nucleotides long. RefSeq names its product AT-hook protein of GA feedback 1 (gene AGF1). Gene Ontology annotation, biological process: vegetative to reproductive phase transition of meristem. Gene Ontology annotation, molecular function: minor groove of adenine-thymine-rich DNA binding; DNA-binding transcription factor activity. Lineage: Eukaryota; Viridiplantae; Streptophyta; Magnoliopsida; Fagales; Betulaceae. The record is from RefSeq and is a predicted model, not a curated record. Gene Ontology annotation, cellular component: nucleus.
UUCAGCUUAGAAGUAUAUAGCUAGGUGCUGAGAGUCUGUGAGAGAAACACGUUGAUCAGCAAAUGUCCAGCUUCCACCAGCUCCAGUUGCAAAGAUCAUCAGAUUCCAAAAACUCUGAAGAGAAAGAGCAAAGAAUGGACCCGGAUGCACCCACAACAAGUUCAGGAGCAACCUCCGGUCGCCGGCCUCGUGGGCGUCCUUCCGGUUCGAAGAACAAGCCGAAGCCACCAAUAAUCAUAACCAGGGACAGCCCAAAUGCACUGAGGUCCCAUGUACUAGAAAUCUCUUCCGGUUCAGACGUGGUUGAGUCAGUAUCAAGCUAUGCCUGCCGCCGUGGCCGCGGAGUUUGCGUCCUUAGCGGCAGCGGGGCUGUCACCAAUGUAACCUUGCGCCAGCCAUCGGCUGCUGGCCCAUCCGGGGGCAUCGUAACAUUACAUGGGCGGUUCGAGAUUCUAUCUCUAACUGGGACGGCUCUGCCACCACCGGCUCCGCCGGGAGCGGGUGGCUUGACAAUAUUUUUGUCAGGUGGGCAGGGACAAGUUAUAGGAGGGAGUGUGACAUCUCCACUGACGGCUUCAGGUCCUGUGCUUUUGAUGGUGGCAUCAUUUGCAAAUGCAGUAUAUGAUAGGUUACCAUUGGAGGGGGAAGAGUCAUCACCGGUGCAGUUACAGCCCACAAACUCACAAUCUUCGCCAGUGACUGGUGGUGGUGGGGGUGGCCAAUUGGGUGAUCAGGGGGGAAGCGGCGGCAGCAGCAGUGGCGGCGGCGGUGUUCCUUUCUAUAACUUGGGAAAUUUUCCUUUCCCUGGUGAUGCGUUUGGUUGGAGUGGCAAUGCAGCCCGGCCUCCAUUCUAG